GCAGCGCUCUAUUCAGUCGUUACUGAGGGAAGAUGGUGGACUUGACGACGACAGCGUGCUCCAAACUCCGCCCAAAACACUUUGGAAAAUACUUUGUAUCUAAACCUAGUAUAAGAUAUAGAUUACCCGGGGACACUCAUAGAUAAUACACAGUGAAAAGUUACUUUUCUUCACCGGUUUAAGUGUUUAUUUGAAGAAAACGAGGAGUUGACCGAACGUGUUGGUGGUUCGUGCUCGACAAGGACGCUAGUUAGCCGAAGUGUCAACAAAAGUGUGGAAGAAGGAGAAACUCUGGGACCUUUUUGAAAGGUUGUCAAGAUAAUCCACGGAGACAUUAUAACCAUCUGUUGCUGCUGCUGUCUUCACAUCAGCUGUCAAACCUGUGAGGCGUUUAUCUGACAGUUGGACUGAAGUAGGCUAACUUCAGCUAGCUAACCCUCAGCUAGCUUUGUUGUUACUGAGGAUCAAAGCGCUUCAACAAAAAAAUGCCUCGGAGUAAAAAAGGGAAACGUGGCUCCGGCAAGCCGGGCUCUCUUCGUCAGGAGGUUCUUCAGCUGCAGCUGUCGACUAAAGCGUCACUGAAAGGUGUUAGAAAUGGGGUGAAGGGAGAGAUGGGUGCCAGCGAUGAUGAGCUGACGUCUGAUGUUCUCAGCCACUACAGCAGUAACAGUGAAACCGCCUCAGUAAUGGAUGAAGGAACAGGAGGCGAGCAGGUGGAUGAGCAGACUGCCCAGGAGGAAACAGAAGACAAACUCAAGCAGUGUAUAGACAACCUGAUGGACAAGAGCUCUAAGACACGCCUAGCAGGUCUCGAGUCAUUGCGGCAGGUCUUUUCCUCAAGACUACUGUACGACUUCCUGACAGAACGACGCCUCACUGUCAGCGACUGCCUGGAAAGGAGCCUUAAAAAAGGGAGUGGUGAAGAGCAGGCAGCGGCUGCCACAGUCUUCACCCUGCUCUGUAUCCAGCUGGGGGGUGGAGAUGAGGCAGAGGAGGGCUUCAAGAUGCUUCGCCCCAUCCUCACCGCCAUUCUUAUUGACAACAGUGCCAGCAUAGCAGCCCGUCAGAGUUGUGCCAGAGCUUUGGGGAUGUGCUGUUACGUGUCUACUGCUGAAGAAGGAGAGGAUUUGGUCAAGUCUUUGGCCCUUCUGGAGAGCGUGUUCAUGGCUUCCUACCCCAACAGAGAGGGAGUGCUGCCCACACCCAAACCCGGCAGUCCAGGCCUCCACUGUGCCGCCCUGCAGGCCUGGUCACUGCUGGUCACACUCUGUCCUGCAUCUCGACUGACUGUGUUACUAGACCUUCACCUCCCGAAACUGCAGGCGUGUCUGCAGAGCAGCGACGUCAACUACAGGAUAGCUGUGGGAGAGACCAUUGCUCUGCUGGUGGAGCUGGGACGAGAUAUAGAAGAGAACUUUGAGGUGGAGGACAGCGAUAGUCUGUGUGAAUGUCUGAAGAGUUUAGCAACAGACGGAAACAAACACAGAGCUAAGAACGACAGACGGAAACAAAGGUCCAUCUUCAGAGAAGUGCUCCAUUACAUUGAGAACGAAGACUUCACAGAGGAGAGGAUCAGGUUUGGAGUUGAGAGUGUUUACAUUGACAGCUGGAUGAGGAGAAGAAUUUAUGAUGCCUUCAAAGAGAUCCAGGAAUCUGGAGUCAGUCACCACUUACAGUUUAACCCACUACUUAGAGACAUCUUUGGACUGGGCCCUCCCCUCAUUCUGGAUGCUGCUGUCAAAGCCAAUAAGAUCUCUAGAUUUGAGAAGCAUCUUUUCAACUCUGCUGCCUUCAAGGCCAGGACGAAACAGAGGGCCAAAGUCCGGGACAAAAGGGCUGACGUCAUGUAAUAGAAAGAUGAGGAUGGUGUCAGUGGAGGAGUGAGGAACUCCUCCUGUGGCUAUAACAAGACGGAUACAAAGCUAUGCCUUCAACACUUCAGCAGUUUGAUAAACAAAGACUCAGCAAACUUUGAACAGGACUUUUUCACAUGUACUCUACACCUGCAAAACAUUCUCCAGAUAUUAUACUCAUAAUCUCACUUUUUGAACUAGCGCGUCAAAGUUCUCACUUUUGACACAAAGGGGUUCGAAUUGCAACUAAACUAAAUUCUAGCUCUGAUCACUCAACUCGGCAACUCUUAAAUUAUACUAAACCUCUUUUGUGUGACUUUUAUUGCUUAAAACACAAAGUAAGUAUUUUAAGAGUCAAAUUCUUUGAGGUCCCUGAAACCCUCUGGUGCUAAUGAGUAUUUGUUUGAAUACUCAUCCUGAACUGCUGACUUGUGUCUUUUUAAUCUUUAUUUGUGACUCCAGUGGCCACAUCGUGUUUAGGCAGUUUUCCCUGACAUAACCAGUCCUGGACCAGUCCCUGAGGCAUAAUGUCUGAGCAUCAACUCCUGUAAAAACAACCUAACGAGAGCCCCUGACAUACUUUCCUCUGCUGCGGGAUAAUGAUUCCUCAUUAUACUCAAUCAGUGGCUAAACGAGCUGCCAAACCAGAAACUUUCUUCACAAUGCAACGUGAAAAGAAAGUGUGUGUGGUGUUUGCGUGAGUGUGUUUUAUUUCAAUCUUAUUUAACACCAUAAAAUAAAACCUAAAAAAAACCAUCAAUGAAAUAGGAAGAUGCCUAAUUAAUAAAAUGAAAUCAAAGAUUUAAUAUGAAAUCAAAGAGUUAAUGUCAUUUUUUGUACCAAUAUUUUUGGGGAGGGAAAAAUGUAUUUUAACCGUUUCUGGUGGAUAAUUGUAUUUUACUUUCUAAUUUAUUAAAGGAGCAGUACUGUGUUGUUUUUAAGACAAUAAAAUAGCAAAGAACUGUUUACAGACACGACAUGGAAAGAGACAGAGUUCAUGGGGGAUUUUUCUCCAUGUGUAUUUUAAUGCGGGUCGUGGGUUACAUAGGGAUUUAUGGUAAGAUAAUGUACUUGAAUCAUGGAGCAUUACAGUGUAUAUAUAUACAUGUCAUGAAUCAGAGCUGCUGAUCAGAGGAGUUUGUAAUUUGGUUAGCAUGUCAUUUCCUGGAUGUUGCUGCUGUAUUCAAAACAUUUGUUGUGCUUUUGAUCAUAUUGAACUGAAAAAGCACAUAUAGCAGCUUCCGAGGAAUUUCAGUGGUCAGCGCUCACAGUUUGUGUUUGCUGACCAGAGCUGUCUGUUUGGGAUAUGGCCUCCUGGAUGAAGUGCAACAACAGGCCUCAUAUUUACAACCAAGAUAAACUUUCUGAUCAGGGGCUCUGAUGUUGGAGCAUAUGGACAGAGGAUGAAUCAAAUUAAAUAAAGACUAUUUGAACUCUC
Molecule: messenger RNA, 3291 nt
Organism: Labrus mixtus (cuckoo wrasse)
Lineage: Eukaryota; Metazoa; Chordata; Actinopteri; Labriformes; Labridae
Gene: ifrd2
Product: interferon-related developmental regulator 2
Exons: 13
Coding region: 486-1850 (454 amino acids)
Source: RefSeq, a predicted model, not a curated record